Molecule: messenger RNA, 1723 nt
Organism: Psammomys obesus (fat sand rat)
Lineage: Eukaryota; Metazoa; Chordata; Mammalia; Rodentia; Muridae
Gene: Gnpda2
Product: glucosamine-6-phosphate deaminase 2
Exons: 7
Coding region: 139-969 (276 amino acids)
Biological process (GO): N-acetylglucosamine catabolic process; N-acetylneuraminate catabolic process; carbohydrate metabolic process
Cellular component (GO): cytoplasm
Molecular function (GO): glucosamine-6-phosphate deaminase activity; identical protein binding
Source: RefSeq, a predicted model, not a curated record
CUCACGCUUCAUCAAGCCUCACUGGCUGGAGUCGCUGGCGGUUUGCAGGGUGUGUUAGUUCCCGCUUUUCGGGCGACGGAGGAGGCUGUAGGUCAGCGGGUGUGAACCGCUUGUGCCAGGAGCUGUGCAUCACCAACAAUGAGGCUUGUAAUCCUUGAUAACUAUGACCUGGCCAGUGAAUGGGCAGCCAAGUACAUCUGCAACCGGAUCAUUAAGUUUAAACCUGGACAGGGCAGAUACUUUACACUGGGCUUACCAACAGGGAGUACACCUUUAGGAUGUUAUAAAAAAUUAAUUGAGUACCACAAGAAUGGAAACCUUUCAUUUAAAUAUGUGAAGACUUUUAAUAUGGAUGAAUAUGUAGGACUUCCAAGAAGGCAUCCUGAAAGCUAUCAUUCUUAUAUGUGGAAUAACUUCUUUAAGCAUAUCGAUAUAGAUCCUAACAACGCCCAUAUCCUGGAUGGCAACGCUGCAGAUUUGCAGGCAGAGUGUGACGCAUUUGAGGAGAAAAUAAAAGAAGCUGGAGGAAUAGAUCUUUUUGUUGGAGGAAUAGGUCCAGAUGGUCAUAUUGCUUUCAAUGAACCAGGAUCCAGUUUAGUAUCAAGAACAAGAUUAAAGACUCUAGCAAUGGACACCAUUUUGGCAAAUGCUAAAUAUUUUGAUGGAGACUUAUCGAAAGUGCCAACAAUGGCUCUAACUGUUGGUGUGGGAACAGUGAUGGAUGCUAGGGAGGUAAUGAUCCUCAUAACAGGUGCACACAAGGCAUUUGCGCUGUACAAAGCAAUUGAAGAAGGGGUCAAUCACAUGUGGACUGUAUCAGCUUUCCAGCAGCAUCCCCGCACGAUUUUUGUUUGUGACGAAGAUGCUACCUUAGAAUUAAGAGUUAAGACUGUUAAAUACUUUAAAGGUUUAAUGCAUGUGCACAAUAAACUUGUGGAUCCGCUAUACAGUAUGAAAGAAGGAAACUGAAAGACGGAAGCAAAAUUCUGCUUGGAAAAAGAACCUUUUCUUACUAGAUGAAUUUUUAGCUUAUGCAAUAUGAUAAAAAUGGGGAAAUAUGAAGACUAAUUUAUAAAGAAAAAGAACAGUGUGUCAAACAUUCCAUAUUUAGAAUGUGCCUGCUUGAUUCUGGGGCCUAGAAGUAAUCAGAUCCCAAAAUUGGUUGGCUGUUAUAAAGUAUAGGAGCUAUUUAGCUACCUAUAAACAGCCUAGCAGUAAAGUAUCUGCAUUUAAGAGAUUCUGCAUAUCAGGUACUAUCGGUUUAACAAUCUCUUUGACAUAUGAUUUAUAAGACACUCCAGCCCCCUUCAGUAUCCUAUUGCUUUCAUUACCAGCCUUCACUCUUGGAAUGUACAUUUUUUUGUGCAUCACACACAUGCUUUUUGCCUGUAGUUGCCUUAGUCAUCUUUCUGCAGUAGCAUCUGGAUGUCAGAAGUCCUGCUAUUCAUUAAUCGAGGAAAUCUGAAGAGAUGACAGUAUCCAAAAUUAGUUUACAUCCUUUCAGAAAGUAUGUGUAAGUGCAUGCUUCUAUGCACCUCCUUCUUACGUCAUACUUUUUUACAGAUAUGCUUAUUUUUAUUUAAAGACCUGGGCUAAUGCCAUUAAUAAAUAAGUAUAUUGGCAAUUAUGAGCUUUAUACCUAGCUACAAAUUUAAGGAAAUCCUUUUGAAGAACAUUUUCUGAUUGUUGUUAAAUUUUGUAAAUCAUACUUAUAUAUGUAUCU